CGGCUGACGGUAGGUGAGCACAACCUCUGACUCUGCAGAUGACGCGUCCCCGCCUCGCUUCUCUCUCUCUCUCUCUUCACGCUGCCCUCCCUGCUGCCGGUGCCGUACGCGUGUGUGAGAAGGGGGCCGCCCGAGUGAGAGACAGGGAGCGAGCUGCCCUCGUCGUCCUAUGCGGAUUUCAUCACCGACUGCCCGCCGGAGCCGCUCGCAUCGUCGAGGGGAGGCCGAGAUUCAAGGCUUUCUAACGCAGCUCCACCGCUCGGCUCCUCUCUCACGUUCGCCUGUUAUCGGUGCGGGGUUGCAUACUUGUGGUCGCCCUGCCGAGCACAUCCCAGCGGGGGGGGGGGGGGGGGAUAGGAUCGACGCUGAGGGGCUUGGGAGAGGAGGCAAGCGGAGAGGCGAGAGAUGAGCAAUGGACAAGCCCUGCGCCGGCAGGUGAAGAAUAUUGUGCACAACUAUUCAGAAGCGGAGAUCAAGGUUCGCGAGGCCACAUCGAACGAUCCAUGGGGCCCGUCCUCGUCUCUCAUGUCCGAGAUCGCCGACUUGACCUUCAACGUGGUGGCGUUUGCUGAGGUCAUGGGCAUGGUCUGGAAACGCCUCAACGACAGCGGCAAGAACUGGAGGCAUGUCUACAAGGCCCUGACUCUGUUGGAUUACCUGCUGAAGACAGGAUCAGAGAGAGUGGCUCAACAGUGCCGUGAGAAUGCGUUCACGAUCCAGACGCUGCGGGACUUCCAGUACGUGGACCGCGACGGCAGAGACCAGGGGGCCAACGUGAGGGAAAAGGCGCGCCAACUGGUGUGUCUCCUGCGGGACGAGGAGCGGCUCCGCCAGGAGAGGAGUCAAGCCCUGAAGACCAAGGAGCGAAUGGCUGGGGGAGGCAGCGGAGGGGGAGGGGGAGGAGGAGCUGGAGCUGGAGCUGGAGCUGGUGCUGGUGCUGGUGCUGGUGCUGGAGCUGGUGCUGGUGCUGGUGGUGGUGGUGUGUACGGAGGAAUACCCCCGUCCUACCACCCGGGCAGGCGAACAAGCCAGCCCAGCAUGGCUGUGAUGUACGGGGAGGAGUUCAGCCGCUCCAGAGGCUCACCGUCCUCCUUUAACUCCUCGUCGUCGUCCCCUCGCGCCGCCUCAGACCUGGAGCAGGCCCGACCCCAGACCAGCGGGGAGGAGGAGCUGCAGCUCCAGCUCGCCUUGGCCAUGAGCAGGGAGGAGAGUCAGAAGGAGCAGCGCUGUCGCCAAGGAGACGAGUCUCUGUUACAGAAGGCCCUGGAUGAUAGCCGAAGAGAGAGCCAGUCGGGGACACGGGAGUCAACCAUGUUGGACCUUGUGGACAUAUUUGGCUCGUCAUCUGAGCAACCGCCUCCUCCUAGUGACCCUUGGAACUCAGCUCAGCCCGCUUGUGACAUCCCCUCUGACCCCUGGGACUCUGUAGCAGUUCACUCCAGCAAUCCUGUGAUUGGCAGCCCUUGGACAGCCCCUCCCUCCGCCUCUGACGCAUCCAAUCCUUGGGCCCCAUGCGCCAACUCUGGCACAGACCCCUGGGAAGGAGCACCUGUAUCCUCCAGUCCUGUAAAUCAUGCAUGGGACAGCCCAUCAGACGGAGGUGGCGACAGGACAGAUCCGUUUGCGGCACCCGAAGAGGAGAAGCCAAAACAGGAGGUUCCUCAAGUGUCCCCUCCGCAACCAGCUAGUCCCACAGAUGCAGAGCUUUUUGGAGUAAACCCAGACUCAGACCCGUUUUCUACAGCGGAUUCUAACCCUGAUGGGUUCGGGGCUGACCCUCCUGUGGAACCCCAUGUAAAUGGACGAGAGUCUGACAGCCCAGAGAUGUUUGACCUGUCCCGGCUAGCACCUCCACUUAGCGCCGCGCCCACACGUGUGUGUCGGACACCAGAGGCCUUUCUGGGACCUACGGGGGCCUCGCUGGUCAAUCUCGACGCUCUGAUAACCCCCAACCCUCCGAGCAAAAUGCACAACAAUCCCUUCCUCUCAGGUCUGAGUGCUCCGUCUCCCACCAACCCCUUCCACUGCGACCAGCCUCGCCUCACCCUCAACCAAAUGCGACCGUCCUCCACCUCCCCGCUGCCCCCUCACAUGCUCUCCUACAGCCCGUCCCUGCCUCUCCCUCUCCCCCACCAGCACCCCGUCCUCCCCUCAUCUCUCACACAACCUCCUGCCGGACUCCUGGACCUUCCCUCCAACCUCCCGCAACCCCUGCUCCCUCUGUCUCCACGGCCGGCAGCCCGCACUCAGUCACAGACACAGUCACACAGCCAUAAUCCUUUCCUCUGAGACUCCCGCACCCUUCACACUCUGGUCUGCAGAGGGAGGCGACAGCAUGGACUAUGCUGACCACAGUGAGACUAGUUUAAAUGAACCGGAUCCUGCUCUGAUGUCAUUGUGCACACUUGAAGUGGAUAUAAGCUUGGAGCGGAUGUAUUUGUGUCUGUCCGAAGACACGUCAGCUGCUACAUAACCUGAACUCUUGACGAAAAUCUAACUCACGCACACACAGACACACGCGCAAACACGCACUCAGGCGCACUUCAGGGUGCACAGACACCGACAUUAUGCACAGGCACAAACACAGACUUGACAGGGUGCAUCCCAACAGUCCCCUUCAAUGUCCUUUUCCCCUUCAACCGUGACAAGUCCGAGCACCCUCCCACCGCAGACUUGGAACUGUUGCUUUAGAAGACUGGGAUGAAGCCACACACUUUGAUUGUCUACCGAGAUUCACCAGGAUCCUCACCGCUGCUGCUUCACCGACGAAAACAUGAAUGCAAUCCCGCCCCCCCACCCCAACCCAGAGAAUCCGAGUUCUUCGAAUAAAUCCUUUUUUUUUUCUGAUGAGUCAAAUAGUAUCUUGAGAUUUCUUGGCCCAAUUGAAUCACUGGAGAUUAACCAAAAGUAUUUAACUGUAAGAUUUAAGAAAACACACAGCACUGUUCAAGAACUAAUUGACUCAGGUAUCCUUUCCUAAGUGAUUAUAUCUCUUUUGCUUUGCCUUGUUACCUUGCAAGCUCUAAAACAUCUGGUCCUAACUUAGGUACGUUAUUUGUCCUUUGAGGCAAGUGGCUCCAACAGGAUUCAGGUGGAUUUAAACGGGGCUAAAUCUGCCUAAACUAGACCUUCUGUCUCAAUCUGGACCUAAACUGAUCACUGAUUGUACCAUAUCGGACCCACGUGCCUGUCUCUACAGCCGAGCCACAAAGUAUUCCCGGCUGGUUUAUGUGGGCGCCGUUGAGGAUGACUUCAGGGAGACCGCUCUGUCCCCCUCCAAAGAGAUUCAACCUCAUUGAAUUGAAAGGUAUUUUAUUUAAAGAAAACAAAAACAGUGAGAUCAAUGACUAUAUCUGAUGUGGGGAUAUAAACAAGGGAUGAAGAGAACAGAUAGAGGAAGAGGGAGGGGGAAAUGAAAGAUGAAUACAAAUAAGGUGAAAUGAUUACAGAUGAUAAACUGAUGUAUUGAGCAGCAGCUCCUCUCCUCUGCUCCUAGUUCACUUCUGUUUCAGGAGCAAGAGAAUCUGUGAAGAGACGAGAUGUUUGGUCAUCGCUGCACUGAACCUGGACUUGAAUGUGAAAUGCCUGCCUAUAUACACACAGGCAUAGUACAUAUGUAUUUAAUAGAAUGAUACCUAUACAGUAUUCUAAAAAAUUACACUAAUAAAUGAAUGGU
Molecule: messenger RNA, 3676 nt
Organism: Scophthalmus maximus (turbot)
Lineage: Eukaryota; Metazoa; Chordata; Actinopteri; Pleuronectiformes; Scophthalmidae
Gene: epn3b
Product: epsin 3b
Exons: 12
Coding region: 406-2289 (627 amino acids)
Biological process (GO): endocytosis
Cellular component (GO): plasma membrane; clathrin vesicle coat; endosome
Molecular function (GO): phospholipid binding; clathrin binding
Source: RefSeq, a predicted model, not a curated record